Trichoplax adhaerens is the source of this 1977-nucleotide messenger RNA. RefSeq lists its product as uncharacterized. The record is from RefSeq and is a predicted model, not a curated record. Gene Ontology annotation, molecular function: AMP deaminase activity. Gene Ontology annotation, biological process: AMP metabolic process; IMP salvage. The transcript has 17 exons. NCBI's taxonomy places the organism in Eukaryota, Metazoa, Placozoa, Uniplacotomia, Trichoplacea, Trichoplacidae. Gene Ontology annotation, cellular component: cytosol. The coding region runs from base 1 to 1977 and encodes 658 amino acids.
AUGCCCAUGACAUUACCAAAGCUUGUGGAAGCGGAUUUGCCAUUGUACAUACGUGUACCGUCGUUGACAUCAGUCCCAGGGAAGAUAUUACUGGGAAAUCUAGAAGAGGCGUCAAGCUUUUUCGUCAAGGCAUUACUUAUUCGUCAGAAGUAUAUGAAAAUUAGCAGGCAAAGUUUCUGCCGUACUACCGAAAAGGCACUAAAAACUUAUGUUGAUAAAUCUCUUGAAUGUAUCGAUCACGAAGAUGUUGCUCGCUCAAUUUGUGCCGGAUUACCGACAGAAUCUUUUGAAGAUGUAAACCCCUUCGAUAUCGAAUUUUUACCAGAUAAUGGUAACGUUUGUAAAAUAAAAAAUGGUAUUGUCAUGGUCUAUGAAGAUAAGGAUGCAUUAGAGCGAGAAAAACCACUAGACUUGAAACAUCCGGAUGUACAGGAAUUUGUUUCGGAUAGAAACGUUCUGUUAGCUUUAUGUUCUCAUGGACCAAUAAAAUCAUUUGCGUAUCGUCGAAUGUCUUUUCUCGAAUCACGAUUUAAUUUGCAUGUGUUACUAAAUGAAACAAAUGAGAUUGCAGCUCAAAAGCGAGUUUCACAUCGAGAUUUUUAUAACGUCCGAAAAGUUGACACUCACGUUCACGCGGCCUCAUGCAUGAAUCAAAAACACUUACUACGAUUUAUUAAGAAUAAAAUGAAAAAUUGUCCGAACGAAGAGGUCUUGUUUCGUAAUGGAAAUGUGAUGACCUUGGAAAAAGUUUUUAGGAGUCUUAAUCUUACGUCAUAUGACUUAAGUGUUGAUAAGUUGGAUGUCCAUGCGGACCGAAACACUUUUCAUCGAUUCGAUAAAUUCAAUCUCAAGUAUAACCCUAUUGGGGAAAGUCGAUUAAGAGAGAUAUUUUUGAAAACUGACAAUUACGUCGAUGGAAGAUAUUUUGGAGAGCUAAUCAAGGAGGUUGCAUACGAACUAGAAGACAGCAAAUACCAAAUGGCUGAGCCCCGCUUAUCAAUAUACGGCAAAUCGAAAAUUGAAUGGGAUAAAUUAGCUAGAUGGGCUGUGAACAACAGCGUGUAUUCAGAUAAUGUGAGAUGGCUAAUCCAAAUCCCUCGUCUGUAUAACAUUUAUAAAUCCAAUAACCUCCUCAAUAAUUUCCAAGAAAUGUUGGAUAACAUAUUCACACCCCUGUUUGAAGUCACAUGCAAUCCUAGUUCUCACCCGGAAUUGCACCGUUUUUUGCCACAGCUAAUUGGCUUUGAUAGUGUAGAUGACGAAAGUAAAGCUGAAAACCAUUUAUUUCAUGAAGAUAGCCCAUUGCCAAAUGAAUGGGAUCUACCGGAGAAUCCUCCAUACUCUUAUUAUUGUUUUUACAUGUUUGCCAAUAUUACUGCGCUAAAUAAUUUACGAAAGCAACGUGGUCUUAACUGUUUUAUGUUUCGACCACAUUGUGGAGAAGCAGGUUCGGUAGAGCACUUGAUGGCUGCUUUUAUCUUAGCGCAAAAUAUUUCUCAUGGUUUAUUACUGCGAAAGGUUCCCGCUUUGCAAUAUUUAUAUUAUUUGGCUCAGGUGGGCAUUGCAAUGUCACCUUUAAGUAACAAUUCAUUGUUUCUGAAUUAUCAUCGAAACCCUCUUCCAUCGUAUCAUGCAAGAGGGCUAAUUGUAUCGAUUUCGUCUGAUGACCCUCUACAAUUCCAUUUUACAAAGGAACCUUUGAUGGAAGAAUAUAGUAUUGCAGCACAAGUAUGGAAACUUAACCCUUGUGAUAUGUGUGAACUGGCCCGAAAUAGUGUGUGGAUGAGUGGUUUCGAGCACAAUUUGAAGAAACAUUGGCUAGGAGAAAAUUACCUGAAAGAGGGUAUUGAAUCAAAUUCUAUCAGUUGCACGAAUGUCCCUGGUAUUCGUGUGGCCUACAGACAUGAAACUUUAGAAGAAGAGCUGUGUACAAUCUGUGAUCCCCAGAUUAAGGAUCAUAUUCCACCUCAUUCGUAA